Papaver somniferum (opium poppy) is the source of this 1556-nucleotide messenger RNA. Its product is annotated as ganglioside-induced differentiation-associated protein 2-like. Lineage: Eukaryota; Viridiplantae; Streptophyta; Magnoliopsida; Ranunculales; Papaveraceae. The transcript is spliced from 4 exons. Bases 103 to 894 code for a protein of 263 amino acids. The record is from RefSeq and is a predicted model, not a curated record.
CUUAACCAGUGAGUGUGGACGAACGUAACCCUAGAAAUAAGCAAAAACAUCAUCCCUUACUGGUGCAGAGUGUGUGUGUGUGUGUGAGAGAGAGAGAGAUUGAUGGGGGGGAUUAUGGGGAAAGAGCAAGAAGGAGGAGGAUCAUCCGAGGAGGUAGAUGAUAGAUCAGUAGUAAUAUUAGCUUCAGAUCUUGGUAUAGAUGCUAGACCAUUCUUGAAUUCAUCAACAUCAGAAGAAGAAACAACUAAGAAUUGGCAUGAUUGUCCUAGUACUCUUACUUAUACUGAUGAAAAUCUAGACUUCUCUGAUCUUGAUGAGUUACAAAUCUUUUCUCUUCAAGGUUAUGAUAAGUCUGGUAAUCGUAUCGUCCGUAUCGUCGGAAAAUACUUCCCAGCACCCGUGGUGAGUGGGGAGAGAUUGAAGAAGUAUAUAUACCAUAAGAUAUUCACUGAAUUGUCUAAUGGUCCAUUUUGCAUACUUUAUUUGCAUAGCACUGUUCAGAAAGAAGAUAAUAACCCUGGUUUGUCCAUCUUGAGGUGGAUUUACGAAGAGCUUCCCUUGGACUAUAAGGAGAGAUUGCAAGUUCUGUAUUUUGUUCAUCCAGGAUUACGAUCCAGAUUAGUCUUUGCUACACUUGGGAGGUUUUUCUUAAGUGAAGGAUUAUACUGGAAAAUAAAGUAUGUUAGUCGAUUGCAGUAUUUAUGGGAAGAUAUGAAAAAGAAUGAGGUUGAAAUUCCUGAAUUUGUGGCAAACCAUGAUGAUGUUCUCGAAGAUAGACCCUUGACAGAUUAUGGGAUAGAGCCUGAUCCUCUUCAUCUGACGGAGGUUCCGUCUAUGCGGUACUCAUUGGGGAGGCAUGAAGAAAGAUGGGCAUCACGGGAAUAUAUAAGCUAGCAUGUAUCUCGGUUUCUCAGUGCAAAUAAUUUAUCUUUGGCAAACUAAGCCAAACAGGGAGUUGUAUAGUUAGCGUUAUGUAUAAAAUAUGAGAAGGAUAAUCCUAAAUCAUCUUUAUACUUAAUAACUUGUACCACGUUUUGAGCUUCUCCAAGGUGUUGCCUGAUCGACGGAUAUAUAUCACCUUCAGUGUAUGCAGUAUUGGCCUGCAAUUUCUCAGUAAUUGUAAGAAUAGUUGGAAAGCCAUACCUUCACCAAUUAAGGGUUUGCAUCAUUAUUGACAGCAGCAACGCCCUUUGAAUUCCCCAAGGUGAUUUCAGGCAGCAGCUGAAGAGUCGGUGAAUAUGGUAGCCCGUCCACAUGCGUAUUCUGAUUUCAGGCAGCAGCUGAAGAGUCCGUGAAUAUCAUAUCCCAUCCACACACGUAUUCGCACCAGGCGGUGGCCCUUAACCUCGUUGCCAGUAGAUUCUUUACCUUGUUGUCAGUAGACUCUUUACAUCAUUUGUGCCUCAGUGAGGAGCUUUUGUUCUGCACUAACAAUUCUGAAAAUGCUUGAUAGUUUAAUUCCAUUGCUCGGUGUGCAACACUGAAGCGUGAACCUAAAUCAACGUGUUUUGUAGUUGGGUGAAAAUAUAUUUGGAAAGAAAACUAGUUUAAGAACA